Scleropages formosus (Asian bonytongue) is the source of this 1665-nucleotide messenger RNA. RefSeq names its product protein shisa-8-like. The record is from RefSeq and is a predicted model, not a curated record. NCBI's taxonomy places the organism in Eukaryota, Metazoa, Chordata, Actinopteri, Osteoglossiformes, Osteoglossidae. The transcript is spliced from 5 exons. Gene Ontology annotation, cellular component: AMPA glutamate receptor complex; postsynaptic membrane; postsynaptic density. Gene Ontology annotation, biological process: regulation of short-term neuronal synaptic plasticity; regulation of AMPA receptor activity. The coding region runs from base 238 to 1479 and encodes 413 amino acids.
AGAAUGAGUACCAGCCCUCAGGAUCUGACAGUGUUGGUUAAUUACAGAGAUUUUCAUCUCCAGUGGGAUACAAGAGCUGAGGGACUUGUUCCCAGGUGACAGCCUGCACCCUGGAAGACUCUACUGGAUUCAAAACGGCUGACCGACUAGAUCUCUCAUUCCAGGCUUAUUUUGGACCCCAGUCUUCAUACCCUUUCUGGCCCCUGUCCAAAGGAUACCUUCAGAGAUUAGCUCAAGAUGUUUGUCCAUACCAUCCUAAUCCACCUUAUCCUCACCCUACUUCUGGGUCCUGCUUCAUUGGCCCAGAACAGCAAACAGUCCGAGCAAGACUCGAAGGUGUCUAAUCAGACCGCAAUGCCCUCGGGCGCACCAGAGGUGACACUGGCAACGCCAGGCAAUGAUGCAGAAGAUCAGGCAAUGCCAUCCAUGGGCAGUCGUUGCUGGGGUUAUUACGAUGUGAUGGGCCAGUGGGAUCCUCCCUUUAACUGCAAUGUGGGCAUCUACCUAUUCUGCUGUGGCUCCUGCUUCUACCGUUUUUGUUGCCAGUUCAAGCAACACCGACUGGACCAGACAGCCUGUUCCAACUAUGACACACCAGUGUGGGCCAACACUGGCCGGCCAGCCGCGCCCGUCACUGAGGUGCAGGAGGAACCCGAUCGUGACCGAACCCACAUGAUUGUUUACAUCAUCUGCGGGGUGGUGGCUAUCAUGGUGCUGGUCGGCAUCUUUACCAAGCUAGGCCUGGAGAAGAGCCAGCAGGGCCAGACUGACAUGACCAACUCCAGGACAUUGACUGAGCUCCUUAAACAGCCUGGAGGUGAUAUGGGUUGCAUGGAUGGGAUAGGGGGCAACCACUCUAUGGGAACUAACGGUAUCUCUGCCAGGGGACAACGCAACACAAACGACCACAACCACCUGAACAACGUGGCACUCUCCCCCCUCAGCCCAGCGAUGACGCUCACACACCCCAACAACAACCUUAACAUGGCCAGCCUGGGCUUCAACAAGUACACUUCACUCAAAGGAACGGACACCAGAGAUUACUACAAAAGCUAUCCUCUGAUGGACUACUCCCACCACCAGGCCACCCCCCCGACAUUCCAGCCAAUUGCCCUCCACCCGAAGGAGAAGUCCUUUCUACCACGGCCUGACAUCCACGCCCCGCUGGCCAUCACCAUCACAGCCUCGCAGCUGCCCAAGCCCAAGAUCUCCAAGACCAACACACACCCCCUCACAUCCAGCUCAGCUUUCAAAGCCUGGGACCCCAGCAAGAGCUACAUCCAACACCAGGCAUCGCACCUGGGCCAGUCAACCUCCAGCCGUCGCCAGGCCUACUCUGGAAAGAGGCAGUUCAGCAUUGAGACGCUGCCGGAGCUGUUUUCUCAGCCACUAGGAUACGGGCACAAUUCACACCAAACGCAACACCCCCCAAAACUGAAAGGACUGCCCACCAACAGCAAAACGGAAGUGACGGUCUGAGAAGAGACCCUCAGACGCUAGAAGAGCACACUGAGAGAAACAGACACACACUGCAGCUGGUGGGGAAGCAGGCACAAGCCUAUUCAAGUUAUCUUCUCUCUGGAUUUUCUUGGCUAGUGAAUUUUGACAACCUCCAUGGAUCCUUAAAUCCUCGUCCUGCGCUAUGCGGAUCCCAUCUUCUCCGUA